Messenger RNA from Hevea brasiliensis (rubber tree), 1773 nucleotides. RefSeq lists its product as uncharacterized. The record is from RefSeq and is a predicted model, not a curated record. The transcript has 4 exons. Bases 274 to 1539 code for a protein of 421 amino acids. Lineage: Eukaryota; Viridiplantae; Streptophyta; Magnoliopsida; Malpighiales; Euphorbiaceae. Gene Ontology annotation, molecular function: nucleic acid binding; zinc ion binding.
AGAUAAUUAAUUUUGAUAAUAACUUACUCUUACAAAAGGUUUAGACCGAUUAAAAAAUUUUAAAAUUAAAAUUUAUUUUCUAUCCUCUGUUUAGAAAAAAUCUCCGAUUCCAUUUCCCUCAAUCCAAACAGGGUAAAGGACCGGGCGUUUGAAUGAGCUCUAGGGAUUCAGAAUAGCAGACGGAGUUCCUGAAACAAUUCCAGUGAUUAGUAGCAAAAGGAAGCAAAGAAAUUGAAGUUUUGGCAAGGGGAAGAAUUGGUCAAGUGAGGUUAGAUGGAGUCUGAUCCUUCGGAGCACGGAUCUCCUAGACCUAUGGAGGAAGAAGUUGAGAGUCAUGUAUCUGCCCGUUGUCGGGAUAGAGACACAAGAGAGGAUUCGUCGCAGGGUGCCAUUGGUAGGGCACAACAGGCAUUUCUAGAGCAGAUGACUCAGAUGCUUCGUCAGGUUAUCGGAGUCAUUCCACAGGCACAGGCACAGGCACAGGCACAGGCACAGCUAGUUCAGAGGUCCCCACUAGAGAAAUUGAGGAAGUAUGGGGCUGUGGAUUUUAAGGCUACGAAGGAGGACGAUCCAACAGUUGCAGAGUACUGGUUAGAGAGGACUGAGAGAGUACUACGACAGUUGCACUGUACACCUGAGCAACAGUUAGAGUGUGCUAUCUCAUUACUACAAGAGGACGCCUACCGGUGGUGGGUUAUGGUGUCAAGAGUUGUGCAGCCUACAGUAAUUACAUGGGACUUCUUUUUGGCUGAAUUCAAGAAAAAGUACAUCAACCAUGUUUAUUUGGAGGCGAGACGGAGGGAGUUUCUAGCCUUGAGGCAGAGACAGCUAACAGUAUUAGAAUAUGAGAGAGAGUUUGUACGGCUAAGCAGAUAUGCCUGGGAGGUGAUGCCUACAGAGGCCGAUAGGUGCCGACGGUUUGAGAAUGGACUGAAUGAUAAUAUCAGACUUCUAGUCUUGGAACACCGGAUUACUGAUUUCUCCCAAUUGGUGGUAGCGGCUCUGAAUGUGGAGAGAGUCAGGGAUAGUGAGCAGACUAGGAGGAAUAAGCAGCGUAAGAGAGGAUCUGGAUCGGGGCAGUCUAGCAUGUCGACUUUUGCUAGUAAGAAGCCCAAGGGUUCACAGAGCUGCACACGAGGCGAAGAGGCCGCUUUGGGGUAUCGAUGGCGAUUCUGGCACAAAGAAGAACGGAUCACCCGGUGCGAAUGCUUACAUUGUGGUAGGAGACACAAAGGGGAGUGUCAAAUGUUGACUGGGGGAUGUUUCCGUUGUGGAGCUACAGAUCAUUAUCUGCGGGAUUGCCCACAGAGGAGUGUUCCCACAGCUCCACCACAGACAGAGAGGUCUGCCCGAGCAGCUCAGAGGGGUCGAAGACCUGCUAGGACAGAAGCGGCUGAUACUUCACAGAAAGCUGCUUCUGAGACAGUCGAGAGGCCCGAAGCCAUAGUAGCACCAUGCGUAUAUGCCAUGAAGGCUUGGGAGGAGUCAAAUCUAGACACUGAAGAGGUGACACAGGAAAGCGAAGCAAUGAGGAGGUAGCAGUUUCUUCCGCUAUUUACAUCAGGUAUUGGAGAGAAGGACCAGUAGUGAUCAGAUCUACAGUAGGAGAGUUGUCACCUCAACUGUUCAUUUUGGUAGGACCCAUGGAUAUCUGAUAUGUACAUUUUGCCUAUUGUAAACAAAUGAAAGUUUGUUAUUAAAUUUGGGAUUGUAUAAGUUCUGUAAAUUACGUACAUGAAUUAUAUAAAUGAAAUGAGAUAAAUUACACAUGAA